Molecule: messenger RNA, 2565 nt
Organism: Aspergillus puulaauensis
Lineage: Eukaryota; Fungi; Ascomycota; Eurotiomycetes; Eurotiales; Aspergillaceae
Gene: SGD1
Product: MIF4G domain-containing protein
Exons: 2
Coding region: 1-2565 (854 amino acids)
Biological process (GO): ribosomal small subunit biogenesis
Cellular component (GO): nucleolus
Molecular function (GO): RNA binding; protein binding
Source: RefSeq, a predicted model, not a curated record
AUGCCUCGUCCUAGGCAUAAUACGACCUCUUUACCUCGAGGUCUCCGACAGGAGCUCGGGAUCCGAGACCGUUUCGGCGAGCAGAAGAAUAAGCGGAACGACCAAGCUUCUCGGAAGGAUCGUCGGCGAGACGAGCGGGUGGGGAAAGGGCGAGGACCGGGCUCGAAGAGGAAUGCUGGUGGCCGGGGUUAUGACGAUGAUGAUGAUGACUUCGAUGAUUUUGAUGACGGGGCUGGUUUCGAACGCGGAUCUGAUGAGGAGAAGGGAUAUGUCAUGGCAAAAUUGAAGGCUGCGAAGCAGAAGAAGGAAAACCCCAGCUCGACUUCGAAGAAAACCAAGGUAGUGCGAGAUCUAGAAUCUGGAGACGAUGCUAGUGAUCGAGAGGAGAAGGCAGCGGACGCUCCACGCAAGAAGGCAUCCAAAGCCAUGCAGGACAAAUUGGAGCAAGACGAUGCGGAGAUAGCUGCGCUUGAGAAAAAGCUUGGAUUGAAAAAGGGCAAGCUCCCCAAAGCUUUCGCGGAUGACGGAUUGGACGCUUUGCUGGGCGACCUGGACGAAGGAUCUGCGGACGAGGGCCGAAAACGUAAACGAGAGGCAGACGAUUGGUUACAGAAUAAGCGAAAAAAGGCGCAGGGCCUGUCUGUUGACGAGCCUGAAGAGUCUCAUAGUGACCAAAUGAGUGACGAGGAAUUAGAAGACUUCGAUGAUGAAGAUGACGAGGACGAGGACAUGGAUCUAUUGGAGGAAGAUGAAGAAAGCGAAGAAGAGGAGACCGUGCCAAAGAAGCGAGAAAACCCCUACGUCGCGCCUGUCACGACAGAGAGUCAACCGGCGAAAUAUAUUCCGCCGUCACUACGAGCAGCAUCGAAUUCCGAGUCUGAGUCCCUAACGAGACUGAGAAGACAAGCGCAAGGUCAGCUAAACAAGCUGUCCGAGGCGAACCUCGUUUCCAUACUGGCGGAAUUCGAGAAGCUUUAUCGCGAAUACCCUCGCCAAAACGUAACGUCUACACUGAUUUCUCUACUCUUCCAACUCAUAUGUGAGAGAUCUGCGCUUAGUGAUACCUUCAUCAUCCUGCAUGCGGGCUUCAUCGCAGCCAUAUACAAGAUCAUGGGCAUGGAUUUCGGAGCAGAGCUUGUUCAAAAGAUUGUGGAAACAUUCGAUGCCGGUGGAGACGAAAGGGCCAAGUUUGAAGGGAAAGAGACGAUCAACUUGAUUGCCCUUCUAUCACAGCUCUACAACUUCCACGUUGUCGGAAGUACUUUGGUCUUUGAUUAUAUCCGGUUGUUUCUGCAAGAUAUCAACGAGGAUAGCACAGAGCUCCUCCUCAAGGUCAUCCGAAACUCCGGCCCUCAACUUCGACAAGACGACCCGUCAUCACUCAAGGACAUCGUCCUCCUCAUCCAGCCAGCCGUUGCAAAAGCCGGCGAGGCCUCCCUCUCCGUCCGAACAAAAUUCAUGAUCGACACAAUCACAGACCUGAAAAACAACCGCCUCAAAUCUGGAGCCAACUCGACCGUCGCCUCAGAACAUAUUACCAAGAUGCGCAAAAUCCUCGGCUCCCUCAACAACUCGCGCGUCAUCCGUGCCUCAGAGCCUCUCAGCAUCUCCCGAAACGACAUCCACAACUCUUCCAAAAAGGGCAAAUGGUGGCUCGUCGGCGCCAGCUGGAGAGAAGACCCUCUCGAGUCCGCCCGGCAGGAACUCUCUGGCGUACCGCUAAGCAACCAAGCCGGCGCCGCGAUGGAAGAUGACAGCGACGAUGAACCAGACUUCGGCUCCAUCGCCAAAGCACACCGCAUGAACACUGAUGUCCGCCGCUCCAUCUUCGUCGCUAUCAUGUCCGCAACAGACUACCAAGACGCACACGUGCGCCUCCUCAAACUCCGCCUCAAACGGGCGCAGGAGUUCGAAAUACCGCGUGUCCUCACACACUGCGCCAUGGAAGAAGACGCCCAUAACCCGUACUACACGCUAAUCGCACGCCGACUCUGUGGGGAACUAGGCCGCCGCAUCAAAGUCUCGUUUAUGUUCACAUUAUGGAACAUCUUCAAGCGCAUGGGCGAAACGGGGGACCUUGACGAAGAUGAUGAAGACGAAGCUGGCCUGCACGGUGAAGACGAGGAGAAUCCGCUAUCCAUGAAAGCGAUUGUCAACCUUGCAAAGAUGUACGCCUCUCUUAUCGCAGAUAAUGCACUCACCCUUGGAAUCCUGAAAACACUUAACUUUGCAUACCUGCAACCAAAGACAAAGACAUUCGUCGAGCUCCUCAUGAUCAGCAUCAUCCAACAAUCACAGAAACAGAAGAAGAAGAAGAAGUCCAAAUCGAAGUCAAAGUCCAAGGACGAAGAAGAGCCAGCUCUCGAUGAAAGGCCUCUCGUGGAGAUCUUCAUGCGGACCCGCGAUACACCGCAGAUUGUUAAGGGGUGUAUAUUCUUCUUGAAAAAGGUUGUUGUGAAGACGGAUAUUGUUGCUUCGGAGAAGGAGCAGGUCAUGGUGAAAUGGGGUGUGAAGGUUGCUGUUGAUGCGUUGAAGGUUGUGGAGGCUGAUGAGGGUGCGCUGUGA